GAAAAAAUGAAGCUGAGGAAAGAAAGAUGGCUACAGAAAAUAGAAAGUGUGAAGCUAGCCAAGCAGAAGCAAAAAGCUGAAGCAAAGCGAAAGGCAACACCUGUUGUGGGAGACAUGCAGCCACUGAUGGAAGCCCUGCCUGAGCUCUCUGAUCUGACCACAGGUAUCAAGGGCAGGAAGCCAUCCAAGAGGCAUGUAAAAGCAAAGGCAGAACCAGCAGAUUUCUGUAUGAUGAAACAAGCUCAGAAACACAGGCUCUUAGAAGAGGAAAUGGCCCAGUUUCAUGAGGUCAUCGCAGAUCCCAGAUACAAAGCCCACCCCCUCUUGGUCAUCAGUGAGCAUCUCUCCAAGAGGCUAAGGCAGGAAGAAGGCAAGCCCCUCUAGGGCAUCGGCUGGGACCAAGUGUGCACGAUGAAGCUGGUGCACAGGCUCCAGACCACAAAUAAGCACAUCCUGAAUGUGACCUAUUAGCCACUUCAGUCCUUGGAAAAAGUCCAGCAUAUUAUUCAACCCAACAGUCCUGCUUUCUGUCUACAGGAAUAACGCAGUUCCCUCCUGAUGGUGGUGGCUGCUCCUUGGCAAACAGCCUGCAGUGAGCAGGAUGUUCUCUGAGAUAUUUGCACAAACCAACCUUCCUGUGAAAAGUCUUGACACUUUUUCUCUUUUGGUGGCACAAUUCUUUAAUUUGUGCCAGAGGUGAUGUUUUUGUUGCCCCCUCCAAUCCUUGCUGACUACUAUGAAAAGAAGUUCUGUUGUGAAUGUUGAAGAUCACAAGCCCUAGAGCCCAGGAUGCUGUUGUAGAUCUGUGUAAGGACUGAUUCUGCUGUUCAGAGCCAUUGUUUUGUGUGAAGAAUUUAGCUUUGGAAUAAACGCACUUUCGUACAGUA
Molecule: messenger RNA, 887 nt
Organism: Lagopus leucura (white-tailed ptarmigan)
Lineage: Eukaryota; Metazoa; Chordata; Aves; Galliformes; Phasianidae
Gene: SLX9
Product: SLX9 ribosome biogenesis factor
Exons: 4
Coding region: 7-384 (125 amino acids)
Biological process (GO): maturation of SSU-rRNA from tricistronic rRNA transcript (SSU-rRNA, 5.8S rRNA, LSU-rRNA)
Cellular component (GO): preribosome, small subunit precursor; 90S preribosome; nucleolus
Source: RefSeq, a predicted model, not a curated record